Molecule: messenger RNA, 2044 nt
Organism: Acipenser ruthenus (sterlet)
Lineage: Eukaryota; Metazoa; Chordata; Actinopteri; Acipenseriformes; Acipenseridae
Product: beta-1,3-galactosyltransferase 9-like
Exons: 2
Coding region: 108-1217 (369 amino acids)
Cellular component (GO): membrane
Molecular function (GO): hexosyltransferase activity
Source: RefSeq, a predicted model, not a curated record
AUUGCAUUUUUUGUUCAGAAUGUUCAGUACAUUCUGCUCCAUUAAUACAUGUUCAUAAUAGCACUGACCAAAAAUUACAGCUCAACUGAAUGUGAUCCUAUUUUACCAUGCAAGUGACACUCUGCAGGCUGCGCACACACCAGUGGUGCUUCCUUCUCUUCAACGUCCUCCUCUUCCAUGCCUUACUCUUUGGUGGAGAUUUUGUGGAAGAAUAUCUUCUUCAGUCCUCCCCGGGCACAUACACCGAUGCUAAAGUGCUGGAGCUUCGUGAAAGAGCCAGAAAGCUGGACAUGACCAUUGUGAAGAACAGUGCUUCCAAAUACUACACUAUCAGCAGCCCUGAUGUCUGCUCAGGCCAAGACAUCUUUUUGUUAUCGAUGAUCUUCAGUAAACCGGAUAACGCAUCCCGAAGGGAUGAGAUAAGGAAAACAUGGGCCAACAUCACCAAUGUCAAGGGAUUUUCAGUUCUCACUUUAUUCGUUCUGGGCGCUUCUGAUUCUAAAGCCACCCAAGCUACAGUCAUGGAUGAAUCUGAAAGACAUGGAGAUAUCAUCCAAGGGAAAUUCAUUGAUUCUUACAAUAACCUACCCAACAAGACCAUUCUAGCUAUGCAGUGGACUGUGACCUUCUGUCCCAUUGCCCGCUUUAUUCUAAAAAGUGACGAGACUAUGUUUGCCAACUAUGUAAGCUUGGUGGAGUAUUUACUGAGCUUAAGAAGACACCCUGAGGAUCUCUACAUCGGAAGGGUAAUCCAUCACGAAAUGCCCAACAGGGACCCUCAAAGCAAAGAUUUUGUACCAGUCAGACAGUACUCAGAAAAGUAUUAUCCCGAUUACUGCACAGGUGCAGCCUUUGUUAUUUCCCAAGAUGUAGCCCGGAAGAUAUACGUAGCUUCCGCAGUGAUGAAGAUAUCGGUUCCUCAUGAUGUAUUUGUUGGAAUCUGUGCUAAAAAAGCAGGCGUCACUCCAACUCACAGCUCCAGGUUCUCUGGGGAAAAGCACAUCAGAUACAAUAACUGCUGCUAUAAGUUUAUCUUCACAUCUUUGGAAAUGAAACUUGAAGAGCUGUCAAUGAUAUGGAAGGACAUAAAUGAUGGGAAAAGCUGCACAUUGUUUGAAACGUACUACGGGCUUGUUUCUUGCAAAGCAUUAACCUACUUGGAUAAGCUUUCUUUCUUUAGUACAGGCACUGUAAAGGAAGGGGUGGGUCAGCCAUAAAAUAAAUAUUUUAACUGAGACAAUUCCUUUCAUGAAAUGAAGUAUUUUAUUUAUUUUCAAAUUGACACUUCCCCCCUCACUCACUUUCCACUUUCUGUGUGGUGCUGGCUGCUAGUGCUCCAAUAUUGAGUUAUUUUAAUGUUUACCUGACUUGGAGCUUGUCUGGAAAAUUCUAAAUGCCGGAACUGAACAGCCUUCCUCAUUCUAUUCAAAACAUGUGACAAUGUGACCUCUUUAAAUUCUGUCACCUAGUCUCUCUGUCUUUGAUAAUUGUAAAGUACGUGGGGCUGGAAGCGUUGAAAGGUUACAUCGUCUUGAAAAUGUUACAGUUGGUAGAAAAAGUAUAAAAGAGGUAUGUUUCACUGAGAACAGAAUCGCAAUCUGUGCAUGAAAAGUCAAAGCAUCUGUAUCUCAGAGUGCAAGUAGAAAAUCAUCAGCCACAACAUUGUACACCUUUAAAGAAUAGCACAUGACCCAGUAGACAUCUGCUGAUUGGUCAGAAGCAACUGGUAAAUGGAAGAUGACAGCUGCAGAGGAUUGUUGGCAAUCGAUGUUCACAAUAUAACAAACACUGAAUUCUGGCAGGGAUUCUAGAACAAUGCAGAGUGAGUUAUCUAGAAAUUAUUUUCACCCUGUAAUGUGGUUUAAAGCAACUUCAUAUUGUUUAUUAUAUUAUAAAUUGACAAAUAUGUAAUAUCCUUAAAUAUGUUGGAGACCGAUGUACAUUCCUUAGAGUACAGGCUUUAGAAAAUAUAAUGUAUUUGUAUUUAAUCUUGUGUUUUGAGAAAUGUUUUGGUUUAUAAACACUGUAUGAAAUGAUUUGAACU